CGUUGCACCCAGAGUCGUGGCCAGGUCACCAUCUGUGCACGAGGACGGAGAAUCUCCUCCUAUUCCCAUGGUAACACUAGACCAUGCCCUUCCCGUCACCUCCCUGCAGAUCUGGUUGGUUGACGGAAGGAGAUUGGUGCAGAGGUUUAACCUAUCGCAUCGGAUCACGGAUGUUCAAGAUUUCGUGGCGCGCUGCCAGAGGAGCUGCCCACCUUUCGUCCUGACGACAUCAGUCCCUUUCCGGGAGCUCGACGACAAAGAAUUGAGUCUCGAGGAAGCCGAUUUAGCGAACGCCGUCAUCGUCCAGAGACCCCUGAACACACAGGCGCCGUUUGGACACUCCUGACUAAAAGGGCCCCCCCUGUAAUUCACACAGCACGCCACUUAUUCCCUUCACUUCCACCUCACUAUGACCCUGACCGCAGUCUCAAGGCCGCCUAUACAGUCUGUAUUUACUCUGCAGUUUGUGCUGCAUCUGAUGAUUGUUGUUUACUAAUCUCCGUGUGGGAUUAUCUACAGCCUAAUAAUGGAGAUAUUGUCAGUUCCUCACCACCACAGGUGCUGAGGUGCUGUCAGCAACACAUACUUUGUCUUUUUUUUUUCCUCUGGAGGACAUUGUCUACCUUCCUGCACACCUCACCAAACCCCAAAACCACUUCUGUCCCCCGUGCAGAUGGUCAACCAUGUGUGUCCAUCUGUUGGUCGUACUCUCCCUUCUCCCCUCACACACACACACACACACGUGCACAAUACCACCACCAGCACCACCAACCAACUCUCUAAAGUCUUCCCAAACUGUGAUCACCAGUUUCUCUGCACUAUUUACAGUGGAAUAAACAAGGGGCUGAUAUUUCAACACGUAUCUCUGAGUUUACAGUAAUAUUUAAUGAACGUAUGAUGUUUUAUUUGCACAUUGUUAUGAUUUUAAAAAAGAGAAAAUACAACAGCUUGUUUUUUUGUGUUGGCCUGUUAGACGUUUAUUUAUUGUUUGCCUUUUUGCAGUUUUCGUGAUCAGUUGCCUUUGUUCUCGGGUGGAGGAGAUUUAAUUCAGAAUGUACAAGGUGUUGUUUUAUUUGACUGCAUCCUUUUAAGACAUAUCGCAUACUAAGGGACAAUAAAAAUCCCCCCCAAA
Molecule: messenger RNA, 1132 nt
Organism: Plectropomus leopardus (leopard coralgrouper)
Lineage: Eukaryota; Metazoa; Chordata; Actinopteri; Perciformes; Serranidae
Source: RefSeq, a predicted model, not a curated record